Bacillus rossius redtenbacheri is the source of this 1620-nucleotide messenger RNA. Its product is annotated as facilitated trehalose transporter Tret1-2 homolog. Gene Ontology annotation, biological process: transmembrane transport. Lineage: Eukaryota; Metazoa; Arthropoda; Insecta; Phasmatodea; Bacillidae. Gene Ontology annotation, cellular component: membrane. Gene Ontology annotation, molecular function: transmembrane transporter activity. The transcript has 8 exons. The record is from RefSeq and is a predicted model, not a curated record. Bases 1 to 1620 code for a protein of 539 amino acids.
AUGGCCGAGCUCACGCCGGGCUCCACCGAGUCCCCCCUGACCCAGGCGCCUCCCGAGCCGACAGCCCGACCUACCAGUUACUCGUGUCCGAGCGGCGACCCCCGGGGCCAGGGACAACCAGGAGCCAUGUUGCAGUUCGCUGAUAGUGCUGACAAUGCUAUCGCCAGAUGGCAAGGUCUCGGCCGUCCAGGUGUAGAAGAAGUGAACCUGGCGACGCUGUGCGGCGGCUGCAUCGUGACGUGGGUGUCCCCGGCGCUGACCUCGCUGGCGGAGCAGACCUCGCUGGUGCUGACGACGGCCGAGCAGUCGUGGGUGGGCUCGAUGCAGCUGCUGGCGAGCGUGCUGGGCCCCGCCCCGGCCGUGUUCCUGGUGCGACUCUACGGUUGCCGUGCGACGCUGAUGGCGGUGGCUACCGUGUACGCGUGCGGCUGGGUCCUCGUGGCGGCCAUGCGCUCCGUCCAGGUGCUGCUGGUCGGGAGGUUCGUCCUGGGGCUGGCCAUGGGCGCCACCUUCGCCGUGCUGCCCAUCUACACUGGCGAGAUCGCGCAGGCUGAGGUUCGCGGCGUGCUGGGCUCCUUCUUCAUGCUGUUCUUCACGUCGGGCUUCCUGCUCGAGUACAGCGUCGGGCCGUUCGUGUCGUACCUGGCGCUGGCGCUGCUGUCCGGCGCGCUGCCUCUGGCGCUGCUGGCGGGACUGCUGCUGGUGCCAGACUCGCCGCGCCAGCUGCUGGCGAGGGGCAGGGUGGACGAGGCGCGCGCGGCGCUCGCCUGGCUCAGGAACUGCUCCGGCGAGGAGGUCUCCACCGAGCUUGAGCUCAUCAAGGCUAGCGAGAAGGCGCGGGCCCAGGACAAGGAGAAGAGCUCCUUCCAGCACCUGGCCACGCGGGGGAACCUCAAGGCCCUGGCCCUGUGCCUGGCGCUCUGCUUCUUCCAGCAGAUGAGCGGGGCCACCGCCCUCGCCACCUACACGCAGACCAUCUUCGCCGCGAGCGGCGCCGGCAUCAGCCCCACGCUGUCCACCAUCGUGACCGGGGUGUCCAUGGUGCUGGCGGGCAUCGCGUCCUGCCUGCUCAUCGACCUCGUGGGCCGCAGACCGCUCAUCUUCGUGUCCUCUGCCGGGGUCGCCUCGUCCAUGAUUCUUCUUGGCACAUACUUUCAUAUGAAGGAAAUCGGAGAUGUUUCUAAAUAUGGAGUGUUGCCUAUCACAUGCGCUAUUGGAUUCAACAUUUUCUACGGCAUAGGCUGGGGGCCAGUGCCCAUGACGGUCGCCGCCGAGGUCUUCUCCGGCGAGGUCAAGGAGCGGGCCGUGUUCCUGACCAUGGCCUGCCUCAACUUCCUGGGCUUCCUCAACGCGCGCUUCUUCCUGGAGGUGGCCGAGCGCGUGGGCAUGGGCCCCUGCUUCUGGUUCUUCGGCGGCUGCAGCCUGGCCGGCGCGCUGGCGGCCUUCCUCUGCACUCUGCCCCGCGCGUACCUCGAGAGCUGGGAGCACAUGACUUGGAGCUCCGAGCGAGACGUGUGCGAGAGAAUGGUGCUGGAGAAGCAACAGGUGUCCGCGGGGAAGGAGGAGGCAGGCUCCGUCUGGCCGCAGUGGGUCGCAGCGCUCAUUGGUAACGUCCCCUAG